AUGAAAGGAGCCGCCUUCCUCGCCUUCCCCGCCUCCACACUGGCAGGAUCCGUACUGUGGAGCGGAAUCUUCAACUCGUCCUAUACUGUCGCUGACUUCGAUGAAUGGUCAUGGAGCAACCAAAUCGCCCCCUGGCAAUGGUACAUCCACGGCGACGGUGAAACCUCUGAAUACCUAGCCCUAUCCAGCGACUACAAGAACCCAGCAGCGAGCGAUGCCCAGGGUCUGCGUACCAGACUUGACAGCACCUCCUUCUGGGAAGGCCAAAGCAUGCAACGCACCGAGCUGAUCCCCCAAAUGUCCCCCUCGUCCUCCGCCUCCGACCUGGGAUCCGGCCACCUAUACUACCACUUCUCCCUGAGCGCCAGCAGCACAAACCCCCCGUCCUCCUCAAGCGAGCACCAAAUCGCCUUCUUCGAGAGCCAUUUCACAGAGCUGCAGUACCAGGACAACACGCUGAAGUGGAAUGCCGGAGGAGAUACGCAUUACUCUGUGGAGCUGGAGACGGGCAAAUGGUACAACUUUGCGUAUGAUAUUGAUUUCGAUAACCAGAAGGUUGGACUUUGGGCGUCGAAUGGAUCGGAUGCCUUGACGGAGGUGGUUAGUCCUGUUAGUGCGAGUGCGAGCUCCAAUGGGGCGGAUUUCCAUGUUGGUGUGUUGAGUUUGACUGGCGAUGGGACCGAGGAUUGGUUCUGGAGUGGGGUUUAUAUUGAGAAGGGCGAUUUGACGAAGAGUAUUGGGGAUGGUAGCAGUGCUAUGAGAGCAACUACCACUGCUGCCGCUGCUACCCCGACUCAGAAUGUGGCUGUUGCUUCGUCUUCUACUACUUCUGCUUCGACGACCUCGGCUGCGACUACCUCCAGCUCCGAGUCUACUGCCGCGGCUAACCCCUCUGCUUCUGCCCCUGUCAUCGCUACGCCCUCUGCUGCUCCCUCUGCUGCUGCUGCCUCUGGAUCUGCCGCUCUUCCCGUCCCGACGACCGCCUCUGAGAUCCUCACUGAUGUGCGCGCGCUGUUGACUGCCCUUCUGACUCGUCAGGGAGUGCAUGCUCGUGACUUUACUGUCUAG
This is a messenger RNA of Aspergillus costaricaensis CBS 115574, 1068 nucleotides long. Its product is annotated as glycoside hydrolase family 131 protein. NCBI's taxonomy places the organism in Eukaryota, Fungi, Ascomycota, Eurotiomycetes, Eurotiales, Aspergillaceae. The transcript is spliced from 5 exons. The record is from RefSeq and is a predicted model, not a curated record. The coding region runs from base 1 to 1068 and encodes 355 amino acids.